This is a messenger RNA of Paramuricea clavata, 759 nucleotides long. The record is from the annotation of a GenBank genome assembly. NCBI's taxonomy places the organism in Eukaryota, Metazoa, Cnidaria, Anthozoa, Malacalcyonacea, Plexauridae.
AUGAGGGACAUUGGAGAAAGAAUUGGUAUUACUGUUGUUCGUUACGACCACUCUGAACCGCAGUACGGCAAAGAUAUUUGUGACCGCAUUUUAUGCCACCUCAAAGGGACUAUUCGACGUUACUGCCACGAAGGCAACGACAUCUUGACAGCUGCGGACAUGUACCAAGCGCUCAAGGAACGAUCUAUCGCAGCUUCUACAGCGGGCGUGUUUUGUCUUAAUCAGAAGAAUAGGGACUUGCAAGUCAAGAAUAUCAAUGCAUUUGGCAGUCUCCAUAAUUUUCGAUAUGAAACGAAGGGCCUUAGAGUUUGGAAGGCGUUUGGAAUAGGACCAGGGAAGAUCAUUCCAUGGCACGCCAUUUAUAUUCACCACCAAAGUCCAACUGAGCUAACUAUCGAUGGCAAGAAAGAAUUCUUCCUCACCACUGCCAAAGUUGUGAAAUCUUCAGCCAAUACAAAACCUGACGAACAACCAAAUAAGGACAACGAAGAUGUGCUGUUAUUCGAGUGCCAAGAAGUCGGAUGUGAACAAAGCUUUGAAAACCUCAACGAUUUAGAAGUGCACAUUUCCCUUGAGAAGCACAACACCACGAAAGAAAAUAUUUAUGACUCUCUUAGGCGGGAAUGGGUUAGUCAGUUUAACUCCAUCAGAAUUGAAGAACAAUCAACACCGGAAGAUAAAGAAAAGAGUCCGGAAAUCCCAAACAAGUUUGGAGAAAGGGUGGGCUUUACAUCAGGUAAGCACACGAAAGCGUUUUAG